This is a messenger RNA of Amborella trichopoda, 1273 nucleotides long. Its product is annotated as CHY-type/CTCHY-type/RING-type Zinc finger protein. Gene Ontology annotation, biological process: ubiquitin-dependent protein catabolic process; protein ubiquitination. Gene Ontology annotation, cellular component: nucleus. Gene Ontology annotation, molecular function: ubiquitin protein ligase activity; zinc ion binding. Lineage: Eukaryota; Viridiplantae; Streptophyta; Magnoliopsida; Amborellales; Amborellaceae. The record is from RefSeq and is a predicted model, not a curated record.
CCCAACUUUUAGCCUCUCUUAUUGCAUAUAACGAUCCAAUCUCCCUCUCACUCUCCCUCUUCCCCUUAAAAGUGGGCCUGGCCGCCCAUAUUUCCCUCUCGCUAUAUAUAUAUAUAUCCGCAACUGUAUGCAUAUAACCUCUCAUUCUUUCUCUCUCUCUCUUUCUACAGUCCCUGCAGCUCUAUGCAUAUAUACCCUCAUUCUUUCUCUCUCUCUCUCUCUCUCUCUCUCUACAGUUACCAGAGUCAAGUUUGUCCUCUCUCUCUCUCCUCAAUCAUUCUCUCUCUACACCUCCCAUUCCCCCUUGUUGAUUCUCCAUGGAAGCUUCUAACAAGGAACUGUUUUUUGAACUUGAUUCUGAGAAGAGUGAAUAUGGGUGCAAACAUUAUAAAAGGAGAUGCAAGAUCAGAGCCCCUUGUUGCAAUGAAGUAUUUCCAUGCCGCCACUGUCAUAACGAGGCAAAGAGUCUGGUGAGCAGUCCUAGUGAGAGGCAUGACCUCUGUAGACACGAUGUUCGGCAAGUUAUAUGUUUGAUAUGUGAUACAGAGCAAGAGGUGUCUCCUAUAUGCACUAACUGUGGGAUCAAAAUGGGAGAAUAUUUCUGUGCUGUGUGCAAAUUCUAUGAUGAUGAUACAUCUAAAGGACAAUUUCACUGUGAUGAAUGUGGCAUUUGCAGAGUGGGUGGGCGAGAAGAAUAUUUCCAUUGCAAGAAGUGUGGAUCUUGCUACUCGGUCAAAUUACGGAAUAACCAUGUGUGUGUAGAGAACUCAAUGAGACACCAUUGCUCCGUUUGUUAUGAGUACUUAUUUGACUCCUUGAAAGAUACAACUGUUCUGAAGUGUGGGCACACAAUGCAUUUUGAGUGCCUCAUGGAGAUGAAGGAACAUAAUCAGUAUUCAUGUCCCAUAUGCUUUAAAUCAGUUUGUGACAUGACAAAAGUCUGGCAGAAAAUCGAUGACGAGAUUGCUGCAACCAUUAUGCCUGAAGAUUACAGAUACAAGAAGGUAUGGAUCUUGUGCAAUGAUUGCAGUGAAACUACUGAAGUCAUGUUUCACAUAAUUGGCCAGAAGUGUGGCCAUUGUGAAUCGUACAAUACCCGGACGAUUGCCCCACCAAUGCAAUGACUAUGAAAAUUCCGUAGAAGUAGUGUAUGUCGCCACAUUGGCAAUUUAGUGGGACUAUGGACUGCUCUAUUAUUAUCUUGUGAAACUCAAUUGUUUGGUCUCAUAUUACAUAUCCAUUAAGAAAAGCGUGUGGGUUUUCUUUGUUUUUA